GCGACAUUUUAAUGGUUAUUUUUCCCAUAAACCUAUAUUUCAUCUGACAGUAAUUAGAUUUUGUUUCUGUGCAUGUGUUCGGUGUGGCUAAUAUUGAUUAAAAGGCUCAAAGUUCUGCUAUUGAGUUGAGGUAACAGCAAAUAUGUAAAUUACUUAGUUUUAAAAGUCAGAUUAUGCUUAAAAAGGUAUAAUAAGGUGAUUCAUCAUAAGACACCAAAGAGAAUUAUCCUCCUUUGGCUCUCGGGCAGGAGUUGGCCGAUUUACUCCACAUAAUAGGCAUCCAAAGCACAAGAGGCAAACUCACAAAAAUUUAAAGUUUUGAGUCAAUUUUGUUUAAGGCUUAGAUUAUUAGGUAUUUCUGUACACUUUCCAUGGAUGACAAUCAUUAUUUUACAGCAAAGAAUGGUGCCCUUGAUGAAAUCCAAGGUAUUUUUGAUUGAUGGCAUUUCUUGUGCAAAUCAAUAAAUAAAGGAUAUACCAAAAGAGCAGGAAUUAAAUGAGGGAAGGUAUUGAUAACUGAUAUACUUGCGUAAUGGUCUUUUAAAUUAUACCAUCAUUUCAUGUUCUAUAUCUGACACAUGGGGGAAAUGUUUGACACAUUGAGCCUUCUGUUUAGGGCAUUUAGGGUCUCAUAUCCUGCUCUGCAACAUAUGGAACUGUUAGUGAAAAGUUUGCCCUUUGUACUUUUAGUGAUAGUAAGCUACAGCUUGUAGAUCUCAUUUGACAGUUUUAAUGUGUUCUGAUGUUAUUGUAAGUACAAUGAAGAAAUUUGUUCUCUUGUUCUGAAAUAUCUGUAUAUUAUUUUCAUGAAAGAGAUCAUUGUGCCCAGUUUAAAAUGUAUGUUUAAUGCACUGGUUAUAACAAGAUUUUCACAUUUUUAAGAUCUUGAUUUAUAGGACAAAUGAUUGGCUGUAAAUUGCAUACAUAAUUAAUUUAUUGAAAGAUACCAUUGUAGGCUUGCAAAGAGCAUUUGUAACAAUCAUUUUUUUUACUGUUAUUGUUGUAAAUUAACAAAGAACAUGCAGUGAAUAUAAGUAGAUAAAACGAGAAAAGGCACUGCAAAAAAAGGAAGAAGGGAAGGAAAAUGUGAUUCUGGCAUGCAGUUGAAGUUGUUUGCAUUGAAAAUGUAACCAAGAUAUGAAGAAUGAUUAAAAGAAGAUGGCAGACCUGCAAACUGUUUUUGGGGAUAUUGCUUACUCUCACCUUUUUCUAUGGAUGGUAUCAAAAAGUAGAUGAUAUUGUGGACCUUGAAACCUGCCCAGCAUGCUAUGGGCAGACCCUCUGCAGCACCCUUGUAGGUCAUGAGGAACCUCUCAGUGAGAGACUUCAGCUAACAAGUUUUUCAAAAUGGAAGAUCCUGAACCUCAUGAAUGUAAAGAAUGUUUAUUAUGGAAAGAUGAGAGAUGUGCCAGUUGUGCUGAAGAAAUUGGCACACAAUUCAGAACUAAAAGAGUUUGAUGAAAAAUUAUGCAAAACAGCAGAGCAACCUGAGAACUGCAGCAUAUCCCAAGCUUUAAAGGUUUUGCUAGCAAAGGAUGGUCAAGAUGUACUCCAGGUCGUUGGAAAAUAUCCAGAAUUGUUUCAGGCAAGUGAUGCUGUAAAAUGCAACCAUAGCAGGACUGUGGAGGUUUUAUAUGAGAGCUUUAAGAAGACGGACAGAGGCCCUUAUCAUCAGCACCAUUUCCUCACAAUGUUAGCAGUGAACAUAGAACCCCUUGUAAUAAUGACCUACCAUUCAAAUUUCUUUCCAAGGUUAAUUGGUACCUGUGGUAGAGUUAUAGUAGAAGAUUAUGUUGGACCUACACUGACAGAACAGGGCGAUGAACCUUGGAUUGUACGAGCAGAUUAUGCCCGACAGUUGCUGGAAAUGGCACAGCAGUUUUCUUCAGGAACUUUUGUCCUCUACUUGACCGAUGUUUCACUUGAUAACUUUGCUGUUGGUGAUGACGGCAGUGUUAAAGUUAUAGAUGCUGAGAAUAUUGUUAUCGUUGACACAAGUUCAGCAGGACUCAAUGUUACAGAACAUGUGAAUGAUGGAUUUGGAUGUGCUGAUUGUUUAAGCUUUUCUUAUGAAGAUCUCUGUGGUCACGUCUCAUCAGAUCAUAAUUUCUAUGCUGUGUGUAAGGGGAUGCUCUCUUCAUCUGCAUUUUCUGAAGACCUUCCUCAAGGCCUUCUACACAGCCCACCAAUUUGGCUUAUCAAGAAAUUCCCAGAACUUUUCCCCCUUGUUGAAAAAUGUGGUCAUCACCCUCUCAAUAACCCUAAUAAGCCAACGCCAAACAGAAGGGCUGCAGCUAGAGAUCUCCAUAAACUGCUAGUCAAUAUUAUAGAGCAAUACCAUACAUAAUAAAGUCUCUGUUACUAAA
Messenger RNA from Penaeus monodon (black tiger shrimp), 2366 nucleotides. Its product is annotated as divergent protein kinase domain 2A-like. NCBI's taxonomy places the organism in Eukaryota, Metazoa, Arthropoda, Malacostraca, Decapoda, Penaeidae. The transcript is spliced from 5 exons. Bases 1145 to 2347 code for a protein of 400 amino acids. The record is from RefSeq and is a predicted model, not a curated record.